CGCCCGCAAUCGCGUCUGCGUUCAUCCCCUCCCUUCAUCAGCCAGUCUCCGUCAAAACACGUAUCUAUCGUUCUCGCAAGCACCCCGUCUCAUCGUUCAUUCCCAAUUUUGGUAGGGGAUUUCUGAAGAAAAAAUCCCAAAUUUUUUACAUGGAAGCAUCAGCUGCGAGCUCAUCGAAUCACCAGCCAAGGCUUCGCUUUUUCCGCUGUGCCUUCUUCAGGAAUUGUUGUCGAUGUUUCUGUUGUUGCUACACCUACCCGUAAAGCGUCUCGCCAACUCUUCCCCAGUUUCCUGUCCCUGAUCGUCGUCGUCGUGGAAGACCGAAAGCCCUUGCGAUUCCUUGUGGAUUCGUUUGCAUGGAUUUCUCUGAUUGUCAGUCCGGUCUCUCCCUGGCGUUCCGCUCUCGCUCGUCGACGCCGGCUCCUUUGAACCCUGGCGAUGCUAUUUCUGGACAGCUUGGCGCGAGCCAUCGCAGCUCGUCGAGCUCGAUCCCGCUGCAGUUGCUCGAGCCGAAGAAUGACCGGUCCAGGGAGAGCGAUGAGGAGGAAUCGAGCGAGGAGGAGGAGUUUAGGAUUCUGGGGCACUCGAUGUGCUUGAAACGGCAGAGGGACGGGCAAUUGUUGCCGAAUUCGAACGGAGCCAAGCGGAUUGCGGUCGAACAGGGGGUCGAGGCCCGGCGAGCCGCCGUCAAGGCGUGGGGGAACCAGGCUCUGUCCGUGGCCGACCCGGAAAUUCACGACAUCAUGGAGAAGGAAAAGCAGAGGCAGUGUAAAGGUAUCGAACUGAUUGCUUCCGAGAAUUUCGUGUGUAAGGCGGUAAUGGAAGCUCUAGGCAGUCAUUUGACGAACAAGUAUUCGGAGGGGAUGCCCGGAUCUAGAAAUUACACGGGCAAUGAGCAUAUUGAUCAAAUCGAGUUCCUCUGCUACAAGCGUGCAUUGGAGGCGUUCCAUUUAGAUUCGGAUAAAUGGGGUGUGAAUGUGCAGCCUUAUUCGUGUACCUCCGCCAACUUUGCGGUCUACACCGGUCUUUUGCUUCCGGGGGAUCGGAUAAUGGGUUUGGACUCGCCUUCCGGUGGUCACCUGAGCCACGGUUAUUAUGCGCCGAGCGGGAAAAAGGUUUCUGCUGCUUCCAUAUUCUUUGAGACUUUUCCUUACAAGGUCAAUCCACAGACGGGGUAUGUGGAUUAUGAUAAGCUAGAGGAGAAGGCUCUCGAUUACAGACCAAAGAUACUGAUUUGUGGUGGGAGUGCGUACCCUCGAGAGUGGGAUUACGCAAGGUUUAGGCAAGUAGCAGAUAAGUGUGGGUCUGUUCUCAUGUGUGAUAUGGCGCACAUCAGUGGUCUCGUGGCAGCAAAGGAAUGUGCAAGUCCGUUUGAUUAUUGUGAUAUUGUCACCUCGACAACUCACAAAAGUCUCAGAGGUCCUAGAGGAGGUAUAAUCUUUUACAGGAAAGGUGUAAAGUUAAGGAAACAAGGCUUGUCGUCUAGUCAUGGUCAUGAUACCGCCAAUUAUGACUUCGAGGAAAGAAUAAACUUCUCUGUUUAUCCGACAACGCAAGGAGGCCCUCAUAACAAUCACAUUGCUGCUCUUGCCAUAGCCUUAAAACAAGUGGCUAGCCUCGAGUACAGAGCAUAUAUCCAGCAGGUGAAGAAAAAUGCUCAAGCUUUAGCAUCUGCAUUGUUGAGAAGAAAAUGCCGGUUGGUGACUGGAGGCACGGACAAUCAUUUGUUGGUCUGGGACCUGACUCCUCUUGGCCUAUCAGGAAAGAAUUAUGAGAAGGUCUGUGAGAUGUGCCGCAUUAGUGUCAACAAAGCUGCUAUAUUUGGUGAAAAUGGUGCAAUUUCCCUAGGAGGAGCAAGAAUUGGUACUCCUGCCAUGACAUCGAGAGGGUGUAUAGAGUCUGAUUUCGACACGGUAGCUGAUUUUCUCCUGAGGGCGGCUCAAAUAGCAAUUGGUGCGCGGAGGGAACAUGGAAAAUCGCAGAGGGAUUUCCUCAAGGGUCUUCAGAACAACAAAGACAUUGUUGAGCUGCGGAAUCGAGUUGAGGCAUUUGCUUCCCAAUUUGCUAUGCCAGGAAUCGACAGUUGACUCUGAAAAGGCAGCUGGAGGCAUUUGUUGUGGAACUUCUCCGUUCGCCUCCACUUGUAUGCCCUCUAAUGCUCUUCCCAAUUUUUGGCAUUAUGUUAGUCUGCUGUGUAUAUUUACAGAAAAUUAAUCUCUAUACUAUGUGGAAAUAUCGAACACCGCUGUCUGAACCUGUUCAUUUCUUCACAAAGAAUGAUUACCAUUAGGAAGCAUCUUUCUUCA
Molecule: messenger RNA, 2306 nt
Organism: Rhodamnia argentea
Lineage: Eukaryota; Viridiplantae; Streptophyta; Magnoliopsida; Myrtales; Myrtaceae
Product: serine hydroxymethyltransferase 7-like
Exons: 4
Coding region: 357-2087 (576 amino acids)
Biological process (GO): L-serine catabolic process; tetrahydrofolate interconversion; folic acid metabolic process
Cellular component (GO): cytoplasm
Molecular function (GO): pyridoxal phosphate binding; zinc ion binding; serine binding
Source: RefSeq, a predicted model, not a curated record